Molecule: messenger RNA, 333 nt
Organism: Hibiscus syriacus
Lineage: Eukaryota; Viridiplantae; Streptophyta; Magnoliopsida; Malvales; Malvaceae
Product: probable xyloglucan endotransglucosylase/hydrolase protein 16
Exons: 1
Coding region: 1-333 (110 amino acids)
Biological process (GO): carbohydrate metabolic process
Molecular function (GO): hydrolase activity, hydrolyzing O-glycosyl compounds
Source: RefSeq, a predicted model, not a curated record
AUGAAGCUCAUUGCUGGUAACUCUGCCGGCACCGUCACCACCUUCUACUUACGUUCUUUCUCCUUGAUAUCUUUGGAAAGCAAUUUUAGGUCCCAACCCAAGAAGAUUCAACUCUUUGAAAAUGAUGUUUUGAAGCUAUCUUCUGAAGGCCCAUCUCGCGAUGAGAUCGAUCUCGAGUUAUUGGGUAACAAAAGCGGCUCUCCUUACACUCUUCAUACCAACGUUUUCACUCAAGGACAAGGGGGAAGGAAGGAAGGGUUCCACCUCUGGUUCGACCCAACAAAACGUUUCCACACAAAUUCUAUCGUAUGGAAUCCUCGAAACAUCAUGUAA